Molecule: messenger RNA, 1761 nt
Organism: Malania oleifera
Lineage: Eukaryota; Viridiplantae; Streptophyta; Magnoliopsida; Santalales; Ximeniaceae
Product: adenylyltransferase and sulfurtransferase MOCS3
Exons: 11
Coding region: 149-1552 (467 amino acids)
Biological process (GO): tRNA wobble position uridine thiolation
Cellular component (GO): cytoplasm; cytosol
Molecular function (GO): URM1 activating enzyme activity; adenylyltransferase activity; thiosulfate-cyanide sulfurtransferase activity
Source: RefSeq, a predicted model, not a curated record
AUUAAAUUUGAAUAUGCAUAAAAUUAAACGAAGUUAAAUUCGGCUUAUCCCCGUUAGGGUUUUGGUGACCGGCGUCGCUUCCUACUCGCUGCUUUGCGUAGCUCUUCAGCUUUCUUUUUUCCCUUUCGCGCUCCCUCUGUGCCCAUCAAUGGACUCCAAUGGAGACGAUGCGGCUCGAAUUCUCCGCGAGCUAGAGAGUUUGAAAUCUGCAAAGAAUGACAUAGAGCAGCGCAUCUCACUCCUCGAAGCUCAGCUUAGCCAGUCUCGGUUGAAAGACGACGCCGUUUCGAAUGAUUCAUGCCCUUCGGCGUUCGGAGAUUCCUUCGCUGGUCACGGAUUGUCGCCUCAGAUGAUCCACAGAUACAGCCGGCACCUCUUGCUUCCUUCCUUUGGGGUUCAAGGGCAGUCAAAUCUCGCGAAAUCUUCAAUUUUAGUUGUCGGUGCUGGGGGAUUGGGUUCACCUGCUUUGCUAUAUCUUGCAGCCUGUGGUGUUGGUCGCAUUGGCAUUGUUGAUCAUGAUAUAGUCGAGCUUAAUAACAUGCACAGGCAGAUUAUCCACUCUGAAGCAUAUAUUGGUCUGCCAAAAGUUGAAUCUGCUGCUGCUGCUUGUCAAUCGAUUAACUCCACUAUUCAGAUUGUGAAACACAAAGAAGCUUUACGCACCUCCAAUGCUUAUGAAAUAAUGAGCAAGUAUGACAUAAUAAUUGAUGCAACAGACAAUGUUCCUAGCCGUUACAUGAUCAAUGAUUGCUGUGUUGUGUUGGGGAAGCCUCUUGUAUCAGGUGCUGCACUGGGAUUGGAAGGACAGCUCACGGUUUACAACUACAAAGGAGGUCCGUGCUAUCGAUGCUUAUUUCCAGCUCCUCCACCUACCACUGCCUGUCAGAGAUGCUCUGACAGUGGAGUUCUAGGAGUAGUUCCCGGUAUCAUUGGCUGUCUCCAAGCCCUGGAGGCUAUAAAGAUUGCUAGUGCUGUUGGUGAACAACUUUCAGGACGGAUGCUUCUUUUUGAUGCAUUGUCUGCAAGGAUUCGUAUCGUUAAGAUUCGAGGGAAGUCAUUGCAAUGUGAAGUUUGUGGAGAAGGUGCUACAUUUACCCAACAACACUUCAAAGAUUUUGACUACGAGAAGUUCACUCAGUCACCACUGUCCACGUCACCUUUGAAGCUAAACCUGCUUCCGAAGGAUUGCAGAAUAAGUAGCAAAGAGUACAACGAGAGAGUUGUUGGCAGAGAAGCACACGUGUUAGUGGACGUACGACCAGCACACCACUUCAAUAUUGUCUCUCUUCCCGGGUCCCUGAACAUCCCACUUUCAAGUUUGGAGCAUAGGUUGCCUGAAGUUUCCGCAGCCUUGAAGAAAGAGGAAGGGCACAAGGGCAUGGAUGCUGAUUCCGGUUCAGCUCCCCCUCUAUUUGUAGUCUGCAGAAGAGGCAAUGAUUCACAAAGGGCUGUCCAAUACCUACACAAAAUAGGUUAUACUUCAGCUAGGGAUAUCAUUGGAGGACUGGAAUCUUGGGCUCUUGAGGUCGAUCCAAAGUUCCCUUCCUACUAGCUAAUUUGUCCAUUGAUCGUCGAGAGUUGCUUUAUACUUUUUUAUAGGUUCAUGUACUACUCCCACAUAAAUAACGCUGCAAGGAAGAAAAAUGGGUGGAUCCGUUUGGGCAGCUGUAUUUAUUGCCCUAAAAGAAGCCAUCAUGAGCUAACCAUAUUUGAUGUAAAAUAUUUGCACUUGUGGUAAAUUGACUUAGCGAUGUGUUGAAA